Molecule: messenger RNA, 1487 nt
Organism: Cynara cardunculus var. scolymus (artichoke)
Lineage: Eukaryota; Viridiplantae; Streptophyta; Magnoliopsida; Asterales; Asteraceae
Exons: 7
Coding region: 130-1353 (407 amino acids)
Source: RefSeq, a predicted model, not a curated record
AAAAUAAUCAUCUCACAGUCUUCAAUCCCUCCCUCCCAAUCCCAACAGGAGUUUGCUCUUCUUCUUCCUCAGUAUUCUUGUUCAAUUUCAUCUGUAAUUUUGGUUUCUGAAGACAGAUCGAGAGGGAGAAUGUGGGGAUUUGGGGGUCGAUUCUAUUGGGGGAAGAGAACGGAAGAAGAUAGAAGAAGAGGACCAAACAAAGGAAUAGUUGUGCUGUUCCCAUGGAUAUCAAGUCAAGAUAAGCAAUUGAGGAACUAUGUUGAUUUAUACUCCUCUCUCGGUUGGGAUUCCCUUAUAUGCCAUUCGCAAUUUCUUAAUCUAUUCUUCCCAGAUAAGGCAACAAUGUUGGCGUUGGACGUUCUAAACGAGCUUCUUAAGGAGCUAAAAAGAAGACCAUGCCCGGUUGUCUUUGCGUCUUUUUCCGGUGGCUCCAAAGCUUGCAUGUACAAAGCUUUGCAGAUAAUCGACUCAAAGUGUGAAUCUCAUAGAAAUCUGGAUGAAUAUCGACUCGUUAGAGACUCUCUUUCUGGACACAUAUUUGAUUCCACUCCUGUGGAUUUCACAAGUGAUUUGGGAACCCAAUUCAUGCUUCACCCAACUGUUCUUAAACUAUCCCGUCCUCCCACAAUAGCAACAUGGAUCGGAAAUGGCAUCUCAUCGUGCCUUGAUGCUUUGUUUCUUAACAAAUUUGAGUUGCAACGUGCCGAAUAUUGGCAGACUUUGUACUCAACUGUAGCUAUCGGAGCACCGUAUCUAAUACUUUGCUCAGAAAACGACGAUCUUGCUCCCUACCAAAUCAUCUGCAACUUCGCUCAACGUUUAGAAAGCCUUGGUGGCACCGUUAAGUUGGUGAAAUGGAGUAGCUCCCCUCACGUAGGUCAUUUUCAAUAUCAUUCAGAUGAGUACAAGGCUGCUGUGACUGAUCUCCUAACAACGGCUGUAUCCGUUUACUCAUCGAGAACCCAACAACUUACUGCCGCCCAUGAUGAGACCACGGAGCCACUACGUCACCUAAGGGAAGCGGUUUCCACCUCGAACCAGUACCAGAGCUUCCACAGGGUCACUCUUGAUUUAAACGACCACUUUGUGGUGCCUGGCUCAGUCGAGUACCACGAAGGUCGAGACGUGGGGUCCGUUCACGAUGCACCUAAAGAACGUUUCAUCCCACGAUCAACCCCACCAAAGAUCAACGCUCAUGGGAUUCUUGGUCAAAUCCUGUUUGAUGUUUGUGUCCCGAAGACCGUUGAAGAUUGGGAUUUAAGGUCAGCAUCAUCUUCCUUUGCCACUUUUGCUUCGGGCCGGAGACACUCGAACUUCAAUCCUAUAAAGUGCAUCCGAAGAUCGAGACUGUAAUUGUUUUUGUAUCCUCCGGAGUUUUCGUGAUGCUUAACGAGGUGGUUUAAAUAAAUGAGGUUUUUUAACAUGAAAUGUACAUACAUAUAUCCACAGUUUGUAGACUAUUUACAAUAAGGAAGUUUUGAUGACUA